GCCCUCCUGGCAGCAGUGGUUACACGGACCAGCAGUGCUCGGCUUUUAACGAUCGCCUCGUCGCCGGUCGUCGUUCUGUCAAGUGGCUCGCCGUCGAGGAACACCCGCAGAGUCGAAAUCCCUGCGAGCUGCGGUGCCGGUCGCAUGAUUCAACGAUGACCCUGAGCUUCGGCAAGAUGGCGAACGGCACUCGUUGCGGCCAGUCUAGCGUCUGUAUCAACGGACGCUGCGUUGUAGUUGGCUGUGACGGUCUGGUCGGAUCGACGGUGCGAGCCGACAUGUGCGGAGUCUGUGGUGGCCGGAAUUUCUCCUGCGUGCAGGUGCAACAGAUGUAUUCUUCGAAGAAAGGCGAACUCUUCAAUCUCACCGCUGUGACCGUGAUUCCCAGUGGUGCCACCAGCAUCUACAUUGAGGAACACACCUUGAACACGCUUUCACUCUGGGACCGAUGGCCCUAUCCCGCGGGUACCAACAAGACCGCUGUCCCGGUUCAGCAAAAGGCCCGGACAAGUCCCGAGGAUAUUAUCUCAGCUGGAGGCGCGCUGUUCGUGCACAAGACGCAGCUCAACGGAAGCGAGACUCUAUCCUCGAAAGGCGCCACGAGGUCGCCGGUCACGCUUGCUGUAUACCUGGUCGAAAAGGGCAGCCCAAACAUCCGGUACGAGUACUGGAUCCCUAAGGAGGGCGGUGGUCACCGCGACGUCACCACUGACCUCACCAAUACCGAUGUCGCCGUACUCCGGGAUGGUGACGUGGCAUGGACCCGCCCGCCGUCCAGUGAAUUCUUCCGAAGGGCGCAGUUGUCGGUGUCCUCACCUAGCGACAACCGAAUACCGCUCUCCGUCUACCAGCCCGGACGGUAUGCCGAGGCUUUGCCGUCACGGCCAGGAAAUGACGUCAUUGAGGUCCCGGACAGAAAGGACUUCGGCGGUGGCACAUUCCAUGGCAAUGAAGAAACGAAACGCAGAACGAAGAAGGUGAAACCAAAGAAAGGCCGCUGUCCAAUCUGUCACCGGGCCAGAAACCAAAGGAGGCACUUCUGCAAGAGCGACAUUGUGGUUCAUGCCCUUGUGCUCUCCUUCGAGCGCCUCGACGGAUCUCUGCGCUACGACGUCAUAAUAUCGGAGUCCUACCGUAACCUACUGGACCUCCAGCAGCGGGAGUUCUUCUGGGUCCCGGACGCCAGAUGCCCGUGUCCCAAACUCCGGGUGGGUCGCGAAUACGUCAUCACCGCGCAGGCUCACAACGACCUCCUCAACAAGGAAUCCAAGUUCGUCGUGGACAGCACGUGCUUUGUGCGCCGAUUCACGGAACGGAGACGCAAGCAACUCGAAAGGCUGCGUGAGACACAGUCCAGGCGCUGCAAUGUGACGACUUAGCGGCAGUGUUCGGUUGCUCGAACCCUGCGCCCCAGAGUUCGUAAUCACGUGGCGGGUGCUGACCGUGAAUUGUGAUGCCAUGUGGUCGUUUUCGCCUGAGCAGGGUUGUGACACCACGGUACGUGGUUUGCGGGAACAGAGCAAAUGAUAAAGCCCAC
Ixodes scapularis (black-legged tick) is the source of this 1537-nucleotide messenger RNA. Its product is annotated as ADAMTS-like protein 4. Gene Ontology annotation, biological process: extracellular matrix organization. Gene Ontology annotation, cellular component: extracellular matrix. The transcript is spliced from 9 exons. Lineage: Eukaryota; Metazoa; Arthropoda; Arachnida; Ixodida; Ixodidae. Gene Ontology annotation, molecular function: metalloendopeptidase activity; protein binding. Bases 156 to 1379 code for a protein of 407 amino acids. The record is from RefSeq and is a predicted model, not a curated record.